CAGUCUCUUGGGUGUCAUUCCACUCCUGACCAGCAGGCGGCAGCAUAGAGAAAAACGGUUUGGUAUUUACAAGCUGUUGGGCUCUCUUCAGAGGACGUUGUCGUCCUUCAGUCUUCCGGUUCCCCCACGCAGCAUGGCGAACUUAAAGCAUGUAGCAGACAACUCUAAACAUGGGAAAAUGUCCGCUGAAAUCACCGCUGAAGCUCAGCCGGCUGAAGUGCCUUUUGUACAGCACAGAGACGGCGGACCGGUCCCGUGCUCGGUCCCGUCGUUCGCUGCUGCCUCCGAGCUGCUGUCAGCUCCGUACUCGUGUCUGGUCAUGAACACGCACAGGAGGCACAUCGCUUUACCACCAGUGUACCUGAACAAGAAGAGGACGGGUAUUAAAGAGGAGCUGGAGACUGAGAUGCUGAAAUUUUCUCAGAGUUUAAAAGGAGUGCCCAUGGCGUACGAUGAUAUCAGGAUAGUAGGCCAGCAUGGAAACAUAUAUGACGACAGCGGCUACAUCCACAUGGAAAUAGAAGCCAACUUUAUCGUUUUUCAGCCCCAAAAAGGACAGAAGUUGUUGGGUAAGGUGAAUAAACUGGGAAUGAGCCAUGUAGGCUGCCUAGUGCACGGCUGCUUCAAUGCCAGCAUCCCCAAACCCAACCUGGUUUCCAUGGAAACCUGGCGGGACGCAGGGCCCAGAAUUGAUACAGACCUGGAGUUUGAGGUGACGGCGCUCGAUGCUGACAUGUUUGGGGUGCUGCUGAUCAGGGGGCGCCUGAACAGGACCAGGGUUCAGGAGCUGCUGGCUUUGAAUGAGAGCUCAGAGUCCAACGUAACCACGGACCAACCAGAACCAGCACAAUCAGACCUGAGACCAGAACCAGCAGAAUCAGACCUGAGACUAGAACCUGCAGAAGAGUCUCCUGCUGAAACCCCCAAGAAAAAGAAGAAAAAGAAGAGAGUGAAAGAAGAAGCGAUGGAGGUGGAGAUCACAGGUUUACCCACCAUGUUGGAGAGCAACACGACAGAAGAGCUGAGCAGAACAACCAGUGAAGCUAACGGCAAUGAAGCUGGGGAGAAGAAGAAGAAGAAGAAAAAGAAGGAACAACAUAUAAAAGAAGAGGAAGAGGAGAUCGCGCUCUCUCACACGGAGCUGCAAGGCGGCAGUGACUCGAGCGGUUAUCAGAGCGACAAGCCGAGCAAGAAGAGGAAACAUGAAGCUAUGACAGAUGUCACAUCUAGUUUAAGUGAAAAUACUGAAGCUGUAAAACCCAAAAAGAAGAGGAAGAGUGACAUAAAGCAGUUUGCCUAAAAAUCAUCAUUAUAAAUCAAGUUUAUUGUGGGUAACUAACCAGGAAUAUCCUGACGUGCCUUCAGUUUUAAUGAAACAUUCUCCCUCAGGGUCAGACUUGCAGACGGACAAAACUUCACUGAAUUAAUUUGGAGAGUUUAUGGGUAAAAUUCCUGGGAAGAUGUUGGCAAACCUGGCGGAUAAACCCUCAUUGGAGUGCAAUUCCCUUAUACUGCCUGAGGGGGGCACAAAACUGCUUCAUAAAUCUCCACUUGGGUACAGAACCAAAGGAGGGAAACCUUGAGAAAUACACAUCAAUACAUGGUGCUGAGAUUUGACUUUUAAUUUAAAGAGAAAAAUGAGGAAAAUAAAUUCUGUACUGACUUUGGCCUCAUUUGUCCAGCAAACUGACAUGGAUUUAAAAAUCUUAUUUCAUUUUCUACUCGUGCCUCCGACUAAUGAGUUCUGUCUUUAAGUACCAUUUAUAAUAAAGGUAUAAAAUAUAUUUUUAGAACAUUUACAGGAUUCACUCUGCAAUCUGGGGAAGCGUCAUCAUUGACAAAGAAAACGGUGAAAACAAAAAUAUAUUUGUGCUCCCACAUGUUGCAUUGUUAGCAUUCAUGUAAAGCCGUACUCUCUCCCUUUGGCAUAAAAACUGAAAUGGAAAUUAAAUAUUCAAAUUAAAGAUCUAUAUAUUUUGAAA
Messenger RNA from Cheilinus undulatus (humphead wrasse), 1982 nucleotides. RefSeq names its product RNA polymerase I subunit F (gene polr1f). The record is from RefSeq and is a predicted model, not a curated record. Gene Ontology annotation, cellular component: RNA polymerase I complex. Lineage: Eukaryota; Metazoa; Chordata; Actinopteri; Labriformes; Labridae. The transcript is spliced from 4 exons. The coding region runs from base 134 to 1300 and encodes 388 amino acids. Gene Ontology annotation, biological process: DNA-templated transcription initiation; DNA-templated transcription.